Messenger RNA from Aegilops tauschii subsp. strangulata, 1204 nucleotides. RefSeq lists its product as uncharacterized. The record is from RefSeq and is a predicted model, not a curated record. Lineage: Eukaryota; Viridiplantae; Streptophyta; Magnoliopsida; Poales; Poaceae.
CAGCCCAUGUAAAGCGGGCGCUGCUUUGUUUUUCCAAAUUGUCCCAUCCAAUUUUCUAAAGCUUCUAGAAGCUCCGAGCGUUUUUUCGGUUUCUAUUUUUGUUGUUUUUUUAUAUUUCCGGGAACUUUUUUUUUCAAAUGUAUGAACUUUUUCAAAUACAUGAAUAUUUCUUGAAUGCGUGAACGUUUUUCAAAUCACGAACUUUUUCUGAAUAUGUGAACUUUUUAAAACCUGUGGUUUUUUUUUUAACUCAUGAACUUUUUCAAGUUCACGUUUUAUUUCAAAUCCACGAAUUUUUUUUUUUGAGUUUGCAAACUUUUUCAAAUCCACAAACGUUUUCUUAUACCCUGUUUGCUGGAAAACCAACGUCCGCAGCCACCUGUUCCGCUUUCGCCCCGUCCCUCCCGGCCUACUAUGUCCCGUUUAUAUUUACCCACUCCUCUUCCACUCUCCUCUCAACAACACAAAGCUUCAGCUCAAUUCCCCUUCACGGUCACCAGCUAAUCUGCAGCGAUCAGUGUGUCCAUCAACGCAGCAGAAAGGAAUGAGAGGAGAUAUGGCAGCAGGUCCGGGCAAGGCGUCGUGGACGGCGGCGAUGAGCGUGGGCGCCGUGGAGGCGCUCAAGGACCAGGCCGGCCUCUGCCGCUGGAACUACGCGCUCAGGUCCAUUCACCGAGCUGCCAAGGGCAAGUCCAACGUCCGAGCCGGCGUCUCGCAGGGCAAGAAGCAGCUGCCUGCCUCUGCGGCCGCGGUGGCGGAGAAGGCCGAGGAGGGGCUGAGGACCGUGAUGUACCUCAGCUGCUGGGGUCCCAAUUAGUACCAGCUACCUUCUUCUAGUUCUAGCCUCCGUUAGAAGAAACCUCUAGCAACAACCACGCCGUGUCACUUGGCUGGUUUAGUUCCCUCCUGAUUGUAAAUGUAUCACUCGAUGAUGAUGAAAUUCCCCUGCUUGAGUUCACAAUGCCCUGCUUCAGAAUAUGGCUUUACAUUCCCCUCCAAUUCCAAACUGUCUGUUCGUUUCAGAUUCUUUUGGAAUAUUAUUGCUUCUAGUUGGUCACGAUUAAGCUCUGCCCGUUGCUCCAUUCAAUGCUUCGAUGGGCAGGAUCGGAGAACACUUGGAUGGACGGAACAAGAUCGUUGGCCCAAAAUAAUUGAUCGUCGCCCAGUUCUAAACAGACAAGUUGGGGUAUUGGAAGUAAACCAC